AUGCCUACCUUUCACCUUGCCUGCCUCUCGCUGCCGGUGCAUCGGUGCGCCUUCACGGGCGACGGCUUCCGCGUGGCCAGCUUCUCGGAUGACCGGAGCGUGGCGCUCUGGGACGUGGGCGGCGAGGCGCGCCUGCUGACGCUGAGCGGCCACACCGACUACGUGCGCGCCGGCACGUGCAGCCCGGCCGCGCCCGACACGCUCGUCUCUGGCGGCUACGACCACGCCGUGCGCGUGUGGGACGCGCGCGCCGCCGCCUGCACGGCCGUCAUGGAGCACGGCGCGCCGGUCGAGGCCGUGCUCGUCUUCCCCUCGGGCGGCCUGGUGGUGUCAGCAGGUGGCACAGAGGUACGCGUGUGGGACCUGGCGGCCGGCGGGGCGCCUGCUCAGCCGACUCAGCCACCACAGCAAGACGGCCACCUGUCUCUGUUCGACACGGCCAGCUACCAGCUGGUUCACACGCUCGAGUACCCGUCGCCGGUGCUCAGUCUGGCGAUCGGGCUGGACGACAGCAAGAUCGUGGUAGGCAUGGCGGACGGCCUGGUCUCGAUCGAGGACCGGCGGCGGGAGGAGGCGCGGCCGCGGCAACCGCUGCGUAUCCAGCUCGACAAGUACGACCUGCACCUGCGGCGCUUCGAGUUCUCGCGGGCGCUGGAUGCCGUGCUGGAGCGCGAGGUGGCGCUGCGCUCGGCCGUCGAGGCGCACCUCGCCUACCUGGACGGCCUUCUGGCGCUGCAGGGCAGCCUGGACAUGGCGUCACUGCCCACCACUUCGCCACGGUCGGAUGCCGUGGGCGGCGGUCCGACCUGA
Molecule: messenger RNA, 810 nt
Organism: Pollicipes pollicipes
Lineage: Eukaryota; Metazoa; Arthropoda; Thecostraca; Pollicipedomorpha; Pollicipedidae
Product: U3 small nucleolar RNA-associated protein 15 homolog
Exons: 8
Coding region: 1-810 (269 amino acids)
Biological process (GO): positive regulation of transcription by RNA polymerase I; rRNA processing
Cellular component (GO): nucleolus
Molecular function (GO): protein binding
Source: RefSeq, a predicted model, not a curated record